AUGAACGCCGCUAUGUUUAAGAAAUGGUUUAUUGAUAUGUUAAACCAUUUGGAGGAACCUUGCGUUAUUGUAAUGGAUAAUGCAUCUUACCAUUCUGUUCUUUCUGUCAAUUAUCCAAAAUCAAAUGCUAUAAAAUCAAUUGUUAAACAAUGGCUUAGAGAAAACGGAGUAGAUUUUUCUCCAUUAGAAACACUGAGUGAAUUACGGAAACGUGUAAAGUCAUUAAUACCCAAGGAAAAAAAUAUGAACUUGAUGAAAUUGCACUUCAGAUGGGCCAUGAAGUUGUGCGUUUGCCGCUGUACCGUCUCCUCUUUACCUGGGGGUCGCAUCUCUCAGUGUCGUUCUGUUAAUAUUAACGAGGUCUCGGAAACUCGACCUCGGUGUGUGAUAUUAUUACUAGGGAUCAGGGUUACCUUAUGUAAAGCAAAGUUCUCAACGUAUAAUUUUGUAACUGUUAUUAACUAUCGAAUCUUAUAA
Molecule: messenger RNA, 477 nt
Organism: Macrosiphum euphorbiae (potato aphid)
Lineage: Eukaryota; Metazoa; Arthropoda; Insecta; Hemiptera; Aphididae
Source: the annotation of a GenBank genome assembly